UUUGGCUCUCUGCCUUUCCUCCAGUGGAAGCCGUUUUUAGGAUCUGAGCUCAGCGAGCCUCUGUCACGAUGUCACUUUGUGGCAUUCCCCAGAAAUCCAUGGUGGAGCUCUCAGGGCUGUGCUGCUCCUUACCGGGGGUAGCUCUGCCCUUUCCCCCGUUCCCAGCCUCGCGUGUGCGUUUUAUCAAAACCGAUACCCGUUAAAGACGAGAAAAGGCAGCUUGGGCUGACUUCCCUCUUUCCUUUCCCCUUAUCCUUAUAAACCGGGUCCCUGCGGCGCCUCCGCUGCUCCCUCCGGCUGUGACCUCGCCAUGGGCGCCCGGGGCGGUCCCGCCCCAGCCCCGGCACCGCUCCCGGUGCCGUUCCCGCUCCGGGCCGGUCCCGCCGAGCCCCGGGCCAUGAUCGCCGUGUCCAUCCCCGCGGCGGAGCCCCCGCGCAGCCCCGGCCGGCCGCACACGGUGUUCCGGGUGGAGGUGCUGUGCAAUGGCCGGCGGCACACGGUGACCAAGCGCUACAGCGAGUUCCAGGCACUGCACAAGCAGAUCAAGAAGACCUGCAAAGUCCCCAACUUCCCCACACGCCACGUCUCCAGCUGGAUGCCCAAAGGGCUGGAGCAGCGCCGGCAGGGCCUGGAGGUUUAUCUGCAGGGUGUGCUGGAUGACAAUGAGGAGCUGCCCCAGGAAAUCCUGGACUUCCUGAAGGUGCGGUGGUGCCAGCAGAACCCCAAGGUCAGCAGCCCCUUCAGCACCACACUCCUGCCCUCCCAGCGCCCCAUUGUCGGAUUCUGCUGGGAUCCCUACGUGCGGCCUCACAGCACUGAGCUGCUCCCCAACACCGUCCUCAGCGGGGUCCUGCAGGGCCUCUACCUCCCCCUGAGCUGCUCCCUGGCCAGGCAGCACCCCGAGCCUCUGGAAUGAUGAGUUCACCCAGCACCCAGGGAUGCAGUGGUGAUAGAAAAGGAUCCUUGACUCCUCCCUGCCGGGCUGGGGCAGGGAAACGGUGGGAGAAGCCAAAGGGAUGUUGGGAACUGCUCUCUCACCACCAUGCAAAGUGCCUUUGCUGGCAGAGCAGGAGCUCUGCCUUCCCCCCUGCUGUUCUGGGCUUGCAGUAUGAGCCUUUGGAUGCUGAAUGGUGCUGGAAACCUCUCUGCAUCCAGGCUUUUGUGCAAUAAAUCUCCUGGAUUUGACUGACUGGCAAA
Messenger RNA from Taeniopygia guttata (zebra finch), 1197 nucleotides. It is a transcript of the gene SNX22, whose product is annotated as sorting nexin 22. NCBI's taxonomy places the organism in Eukaryota, Metazoa, Chordata, Aves, Passeriformes, Estrildidae. The record is from RefSeq and is a predicted model, not a curated record. Gene Ontology annotation, molecular function: phosphatidylinositol phosphate binding.